This is a messenger RNA of Solea solea (common sole), 2718 nucleotides long. It is a transcript of the gene fbxo43, whose product is annotated as F-box protein 43. The record is from RefSeq and is a predicted model, not a curated record. Gene Ontology annotation, biological process: regulation of mitotic nuclear division; negative regulation of meiotic nuclear division. Lineage: Eukaryota; Metazoa; Chordata; Actinopteri; Pleuronectiformes; Soleidae. The coding region runs from base 241 to 2343 and encodes 700 amino acids. The transcript has 6 exons. Gene Ontology annotation, molecular function: protein binding. Gene Ontology annotation, cellular component: nucleus.
GCGGUCAGUCGGUGAGCUCCAAAUUUGAAAAGGUGGCCGAUUUGUCGUCGCUGUUUGUUUGGACAAAACAUGUAGCGGACAGAGACGACGACAGGAGGUGAAAGAUACAAAACACUGAGGCCCGAGACUGAAGCCGGGGAAACAACACAGUCUUUACACUCGCCUCAGUUUUUACCAACAAGUCACACCACCUCUUGGAUAUUUCUGUGUUUUGGGCAAAGCUCGCUCACAGUGAGGAACAUGGAGUAUACGCCUAAGUCCAGUGUUUACCCUGAUGGCUGCAAAGGCCAGCACUGUUAUGAUGAUUGUUGUGACAGUGGGUACUCGGGUUUAUUCCACAGUCCACAGAGCAUCAGUGGCGUUGACCUGUGCAGGUCUUUGUCGGCUGUAGAAUUUAAUGAAACGCCUAAAGAAAAUCUCAGGCUUUCUGUCACACCCAAAAAGAGGAACAAAGAAUCACUCAGGUUUUUGGACAGGGACUCCAGAGGAGCACAGCAGCCUCCGGCAGUCAGCUGGUGUGAAACUCCUAAAGUAUAUAAAAAAAAAGCCUCACUGCGACACAGACUCCUCAUGUGCAAACCCAACACAGAUGUCAAAACCGACAAACCAAGAUCACCCUGCACCAGAAGGACUGAAUCCUCCUGCAGCGCCAAGUCUGAAAAAUGGCUCAGUGCAUCGCUCGACUCUCUAGACACAAUGAUGGGAACUUUGGCACCAAGCACUUUAAGCCUGGAUCAGGACCUGCCAUUAUCCACCAGGGAACGUCGUCUCUUUUUCUCGCAGAUGAGGACUUCCACUCGUGAAGAUGGUAAAAUCAACUCUGGUCACCCCACUGAUUUUGAGAAAGGAGAUUCACUCUUCAGUAAUAACCUUUCUGCCUCUGAUCAAAUUAAUAUUGACACUCCACAAUCCAUGAAAUUCCUGCCCGCCUCAUCCAAGGAAAACUCUCGAUCACCAGUCAGUCUUUUGACCACUGACCUAAAUGAUGUCUUUUGCACGCCAUCCUCCGCACACACACCACAAUGUACCAGGUCUGUGUGUGAAGACAGUGGGUUCAGUUCCCUGACCCUGGAUAAAUCCCAAUAUUCCUCAGUAGACCACGAUGGCUCGUUUCAGGAGUUGCUGCUCUCGUCGUCCAGAAAAUCCAGUGAAACCCCAAGUCAGGCGGAGGCAAAGCGGCGCUCCCGUUUGCAGCGACAGCACAGACUCUCAACACUUAAAGAAGGGGGCUCUCAGUCUGAGGAAGACCGUUCCGACAGAAAGCAUGGGCGUCUUCAUCAGAGCAACAGCUAUUCUAAAGAUGUCUCUGCUGAUUAUACCACCCCUCGCGGGGUUCUUUCUAUUAAAUGUGGUAAUAGCAUGAGCUCUGAUGGUUUGGCCCUUGCAAAACAAGAUUACACCACCCCUCUGAGAGCCACCGUAGCCAAGUCAGAAAACUCAACACCUUCAAGCACAGCUCCUGCUAAUCCAGACUUGACUCCUCGCAGCACAACCCCAGUCAAUCUCUCUCUGACUCCAGCUCUGCAGCUGGUUCAUGCCAUGUGCCAGCAGAAAGCUCAGAUGUUUGCUGGGCAGAGUCCAAGUCUGAAGGAGCAGCUGAAAUCCACAGCAGCACUUGCCGAGACCCCAUCGACGUUCAGGACAGCGAUGCCACUGGCUGGACUGAUUGGCAGGAAGAUGGGCCUGGGGAAGGUCGACAUACUCACAGAGUUGAAGAAGAGGAACCUCGGGCACAUUCUCACUGUCAUACUUGGUCACCUGACACAUGAGAGCAUCUACAGGUGUGGUGCGGUGUGCAAAAACUGGGAUAAAAUAAUCCAGCAGGACAAGCGAGCUGCAUUCAGGAGGCGAAACUACCUGAGUGAAGUGAAGGCUUCUUUUGAGCUCAGUGGUGCUGCCCAUGUCCCGGACGCAGAGACCAGACUGAAUCUGCUGAAGAGAUCAGCCCUCAAGACGGUCCAGGUCCAGUCCAGGAACUCGAGUUUCUGCACCCCACAAUCAGGAAGUAGCACUUUAGUCCAACUACAGCACAGUGCCUCAUACUCAGGUGGCAGCGGCGGCGGCAGCAGCAGCAAACGGGAUAAGUUUCUUGAAAUUGCUAAAACCCUCUUCAAUGAUGAAUGCCUCAAGCCAUGCCCUCGGUGUCAGCAUCCAGCGAGAUGUCACUCAGUGAAGGGGGAAGGUGUGUGCAGCAGCGAUGACUGUGGUUUCCAGUUCUGCACGUCCUGUUUGUGUGCUUUUCACGGCUCCAGAGAAUGUGGCAGUCAGUCUGUGAGCCGACGCAAAAGUGACAUUAUUCUUCCAGGAAGUGCUCAAAGUCGGCGAAAUGUAAGAAGACUAUAAAAACAAUAGUCUGCUAUUCCUUCUUGCUGUGCCAAAGUCUGUUAUGCAUUUUUUCUGCCUAAUGACUUGGCAACCAGGAGACUGGUUUGUUUUCUUUUUACAUGGGAACACGUUUUGUUCUCAUCAUUUUUGUCUUUGUGUAUCUGUACUGUAUUAGCCUUUUUUCCAGUUCUGUUCUUUUCUGUGUUUUUAAUCAUGAAUUUGAAGGAAUCCCCCUUCCCAGCAUCUUGUUUGAAUUUUGCUGUUGAUGUAAUUAUUCUAAAUGCCGUGUUGAAGUGUGUGUGCAAUUGUUUUUUUGAAGCUCCUGAGAUUUUUUACUUUUGCAAAUGCCUUUUCAAAACCGUUUUAAAAUAAAUUUGGUGAUUUUAUUUUUUA